GUAUAUUUGGCAAGUUUAUCUUUGAAAUAAAUAGGUGCAUCUAUAUUACACAUUAAAGUAAAUCAGAAAGACACAGGCUAUCACUUGAUCGUUUGUGGAUACAAUAUGAUUACCAACACAAUAGCAUUCAGUUUCUUCAUGCUUAUCUAUACUAGUCUUGCAUCUAAGUUGCCUCCGAGUAUAUCCGCAGACAAACAAUUUGUACAAGUUGAGGAAGGACCUUCAGGUCUUAAUAAGACACUCUUUACAAUUACUGCAAAAGAAUUAAAUGGUGGAAAUGUAGAAGUUCGACCGGGUGGGCUUACAAAUGAUAUUGUGAUACUAAACGGAACAAACAACACAGCCAUUGUUACUAUGAAAGUUUUCCUGAAAAAGGCACUUGACAGAGAGACAAAGUCGAGCUUUACAUUAAAUUUUUCAGCUGUAAGCAAUGAUCAAAGUCUUCCCUCAUCUCAAUUGUCAGUGAGUCUGUUUGUAUUGGACAUCAAUGACGAACCUCCUAAAUUUAGUCAAAUUGCAUACAGGAUAGAACUUCUGGAGAAUCACAAUUUAUCAGAUGACAUCGGUGCCAAUGUCUACGCCACGGAUCCUGAUAACGGACUUGGAGGACUGGUGACCUACACCUUACAGGCUGCUGGUCAGGCUUCUGGUCUCUAUGGUAAUACGUUUGGCAUAGAUCCAUCAAAUGGAAACAUAAAAUUGUUACAAUCCCUCGAUUACGAGAAGUUAACUUUCUACCAGUAUAAGAUAAUAGCAAUCGAUGGCGGUUAUCCUUCACUAAGUAGCACGGCAGAGCUGUUGAUCACUGUAAAGGACGUCUCCGAUACGCCACCAGUUUUCCUGGGCUUGCCUCAUAUUUUAUAUGUAUUGGAGAAUCAACCAAUGGGAACAUUGCUCUACAGAGUAUUAGCAGUGGAUGGCGAUUAUUCAAUCCAAAACAAAAUUACUUACAGUUUAAUAGCGGGAGAUUGUAUGCCAUAUUUGAUGAUAAACGGAACAACUGGGGAGGUUUUUACAUCAGCAAUACUUGACAGAGACGACCAUUUCAAUCAAAGACACACUGGAUGGUGCAACGUAACAAUAAAAGCAUCUGAGGUGACAUCCAAUCCAAGCAACCUUACCGAGUCUACAACUUACCUGAUUCUAGUCGUGAUGGAUGUAAACGACAACCCCCCGAUAUUCUCCAGAUCUGACGUCAAUGCCUUUAUACAAGAAGACGUGACGGACACUCUCAUUUCUAUCCCGGGAGGUUUGAUGGUUGAAGAUCAUGAUCAGGGAGAAAAUAGCAUUAUCGACUUAACAGUGUAUGAAAGAGAUGGCGUAACUCGUUUUUCUGGAUUAACAGCGUCGCCUUCAGUUGCUGAUUCAACUGGACAUGUUCAUCUGAAACUCGUCAAUGGUUUCAAAUUUGAUUACAGAGUACAGACUUUGAUUAAUCUAACGCUUAAAGCUGAAGACAGAGGUGUUCCUAGUCUGACCAGCUAUUGUCACGUGAUUGUUUACGUCAAUGAAACAAACAUCUCUUACCCCAAGUUUACCUACAGUAGCUACCGAUUCUCUGUUGUUGAAAACCUGGCGUCCGGCACCGUAAUUGGUGAUACACGGGCUAUCGAUAGUGACGCUGGAAGAUUUGGAGAAAUCAGCUAUUCGUUGAAAGGAAACUCCGAUAUCUUUAGUAUUAACUCACAAAAUGGACAAAUAUUUGUCGCAUGUAACACCACCAGAUGUUUGGAUAGAGAGCGGCAGAGUGUGUAUCAUUUUACAGUAGAAGCACGCGAUGGAGGGGGUAAAGUGUCGUCUGUUCCCGUGAAUAUCACCCUCUUUGACCUAAAUGACAAUGCUCCCAUAUUCAUGCAUUCAAAGUAUGAGUUUGGAAUUACUGAAAAUUCAAAAUCAAUAUCAGGAUCAGACAACAUUUCAGUGCAUGCAAUGGACUAUGAUGAGCCACUGACUCCUAACAGCAUCGUGUCGUAUGCCAUCCUGCCUCGGCCCGACGAUUUGGACAAGCAUUUCGCCAUCAACAAUGCCACUGGAGCAAUCCGGGUUGUCUCCACACUACAUUUUGACCAAUUGUCGUCUGCUUUGGGUGGGAAACUGGAACUAGCCGUCAUCGCCUACGACCACGGUUCUCCUAGCUUGACUUCUACAGCUUCUAUCACAGCUUACUUUCAGACACAAACUCAUCUUGCAGUACCGUGUAAUUUUGUGAAUUCCACGCCUUCGUCCCAAGUUCAUCCAGAUUCUCAAAUUAGCGCCUUUUCUGGCCAGUCUUUCGUACUGUGUCAAGGACAGGAGGGAUACAUCCAAUGUGGACCAGGAAAAGCCAUUCGAAUUCUCUCCGCUGUUUAUGGAAGACUAAGCGAUGUGAUUUGUCCAUCGCAUCAUGUCGGGUCCCUGACGUGUCAUGCUCCUUCGUCCACAGACCAUGCUAAGUGGUCGUGUAACGGAUACAGACGCUGUAGUCUGUUUGCUGACAGCAGCGUGUUUGGGGAGCCGUGCAGUGGCGUCAACAAGUAUCUGGAGGUAUCCUUCCACUGUGUCGACCAGAGCAGCGUGGAUAAUAUAUUCGGAUAAUUUCAUUUAUAAAUGCGCAUAAGUCAGCCAUUAAACUUCAAUGUACUGUUUUCAAAACUUGAGUUUAUUAAACAUAUUGCAGAAAUUUGAAAAAAGG
Magallana angulata is the source of this 2671-nucleotide messenger RNA. Its product is annotated as protocadherin-like wing polarity protein stan. Gene Ontology annotation, molecular function: calcium ion binding; carbohydrate binding. The transcript is spliced from 20 exons. Lineage: Eukaryota; Metazoa; Mollusca; Bivalvia; Ostreida; Ostreidae. The record is from RefSeq and is a predicted model, not a curated record. Gene Ontology annotation, cellular component: plasma membrane. Bases 106 to 2574 code for a protein of 822 amino acids. Gene Ontology annotation, biological process: homophilic cell-cell adhesion.